CGGCGCGCGGCUGAGAUGGGCGAGACCAUGUCCAGGAGACUCAAGUUCCAUCUGGGCGGCGAGGCGGAGAUGGAGGAGCGGGCGUUCGGCAACCCGUUCCCGGACUACGAGGCCGCCGCCUCCGCGGGGCCCGCCACCGGAGGGGCCGAGGACGCGGGCUGCGCUCGCCCCCCGCCCGCGACCGACGAGCUCGGCCUCCCUUUUCGCGACGACGGAAAGAUUGUUCAGAAUUUCACAAAGCGAAUCCAGACCAAAAUCAAAGAUCUUCUACAGCAAAUGGAGGAAGGGCUAAAAACAGCUGAUCCCCAUGAUUGCUCUGCUUAUACUGGUUGGACAGGCAUAGCUCUUUUGUACCUACAGUUGUACCGGGUUACAUGCGACCAGACCUACCUGCUCCGAUCCCUGGAUUACGUGAAGAGAACACUUCGGAAUCUGAACGGCCGCAGGGUCACUUUCCUCUGUGGAGAUGCUGGACCCCUUGCUGUAGGAGCUGUGGUAUAUCAUAAACUCAAAAGCGAUUGCGAGUCCCAGGAAUGCAUCACAAAACUUUUGCAGCUCCAGAGAACCAUCGUGUGCCGCGAUUCAGACCUUCCUGAUGAGCUGCUUUAUGGACGGGCAGGUUAUCUGUAUGCCUUACUCUACCUGAACACGGAGAUCGGUCCAGGCACCGUGUGUGAGUCAGCUAUUAAAGAGGUGGUCUGUGCUAUUAUUGAAUCAGGCAAGACUCUGUCAAGGGAAGAAAGGAAGGCUGAGCGCUGUCCGCUGCUGUAUCAGUGGCACAGGAAGCAGUAUGUAGGAGCAGCCCAUGGCAUGGCUGGAAUCUACUACAUGUUAAUGCAGCCAGCAGCAAAAGUGGACCAAGAAACCUUGACAGAAAUGGUGAAGCCUAGUAUUGAUUAUGUGCGCCACAAAAGAUUCCGAUCUGGGAAUUAUCCGUCAUCAUUAAGCAACGAAACAGAUCGCUUGGUCCACUGGUGUCACGGUGCCCCAGGUGUCAUCCACAUGCUUAUGCAAGCUUACAAGGUCUUUAAGGAGGAGAAAUACUUGAAAGAUGCCAUGGAGUGUAGCGAUGUCAUUUGGCAGCGAGGUUUGCUUCGGAAGGGCUAUGGGAUCUGCCACGGGACAGCUGGGAAUGGCUACUCUUUCCUGUCCCUGUACCAUCUCACGCAGGAUAAAAAGUAUCUCUACCGAGCUUGCAAAUUUGCAGAGUGGUGUCUAGAAUAUGGAGCACACGGGUGCCGCAUUCCUGACAGACCCUAUUCUCUCUUUGAAGGCAUGGCCGGUGCCAUUCACUUUCUCUCCGACAUCCUGGCACCAGAGACCUCACGGUUCCCGGCCUUUGAACUUGCUCCUCCGCAGAGGGACAGAAAGAUAUAAAGUGACCCCUAAGACACCUGUUCGGACCAGAAGCCAGAUUGCUCAGUGCCUGACACAGAACCAACUGUGAAUCCUGAAGAAGGAAAAAAGGAGAAGCACACACCUUCCCGGGCCCCUGUGUUGCAGAGACCCUCGUGUUCGAGCAUGGACGACAGAAACCAUCCCAUCAACGUUUUGUAGCAGUGUCCCCCUCACUGGUGUAAAAUACGAAUUCUUCACACCCAGCCUUCCGCAGCAUUUGCAUGUUUCUUGGUGUUUGUUGUCUGUAGGUGUAAGUUGUUCCAAACAGAAAGCCCUGCUCUUGCCAUGAGCCCUGAGCUGGCCGUACGCGAGAGCACGGCAGCAACCCCUUCUCUGUACAUAAUACCUAAAGUGAGGUGUCUUGUGUAUUGGCAGGGACUAGUCAAUGGUGUCUCUCUUACGUGUCAGAAAGCUUCUUGAAGGUGAUGUCCUGGUGAUACUUUGUCAGCGCUCCUGUGAGUACCGUUCAGACAAGCACGAGGCAGAGACCGUUCCAAACGCUGAAAAGAAACAGAACAGAUAAGAGGGCUUUUGCUGGAAUGGCUGGGGGUGCGGGUUGAGCCGUUGCACAGGGUAGCUGAACGCUCCCACUUUGUGUCUUGUGUUCACCCUCAGUGUUUUUACGAGGCCACCGGGCAUGCAGGGCAGCUCUCCCGGGGCUCCCUGUCCUCAGCACAAGUGUCGGGCCCCUGUAUGGGGCUCCUGGGGCUCCUUUGGUCCCAGCACCCUGGGCAGUGGGCUUGGUGGCAGAGAACAUUCAAGGGAAGCCCUUUCAUGGCCACAUUGUAAGUCAAGCAGCAGUGAUGAAGCUUUGGAAUUCUACAUUUGGUUUAUGGUAUUAAAAUUGACGGCACCUCAAUUUUAUCAACAUCAUAACAUUAUUAAGUUCAGUGGAUGCAAUUCCAGGUGGCGAUAAGCAGAUAGUCAACUGUUCCCAUGUCCUUACAAUUAAACUUACUGCAAAGUUU
Canis lupus familiaris (dog) is the source of this 2366-nucleotide messenger RNA. It is a transcript of the gene LANCL2, whose product is annotated as LanC like 2. Gene Ontology annotation, biological process: peptide modification; carbohydrate metabolic process. The coding region runs from base 16 to 1377 and encodes 453 amino acids. The record is from RefSeq and is a predicted model, not a curated record. Gene Ontology annotation, cellular component: plasma membrane. Lineage: Eukaryota; Metazoa; Chordata; Mammalia; Carnivora; Canidae. The transcript is spliced from 9 exons.